Procambarus clarkii (red swamp crayfish) is the source of this 411-nucleotide messenger RNA. The record is from RefSeq and is a predicted model, not a curated record. NCBI's taxonomy places the organism in Eukaryota, Metazoa, Arthropoda, Malacostraca, Decapoda, Cambaridae.
GUAGGAGCAACAGUUGCAUCAGUCGCAGCAACAUCAGCAGCUGUAGAAGCAUCAGUAGCAGCAGCAUCAGCAACAGAAGUAGUAAAACCAGAAACAUCAACGGAUUCAGCAAUAACAACAGUAGUUGACGUAGCUGUUGUUGAAGCUGCAUUACGAGUAGAAUCAUCGUCAAAUAGCAGCAGCAGCAGCAGCAAGAGCAGCAGUAAACGAAACCGCAGAAGCAGUAGACGCGGCAGCAGUGCGAGCAGCAGCAGCAGCAGUACCAGUACCAGUAGAAACAGCAGCGGCAGAACCAGCUUCUCAAACAAUUCUCAAACUUCGUACUAUUUCUCGAAUCAGCUGGCCAAACACGACGAACAAAUAGCUAUAUUUAAACAGCCCAGAGACAGGACUAAUGAUGCAAACAUGUAA